This is a messenger RNA of Puma concolor (puma), 1876 nucleotides long. NCBI's taxonomy places the organism in Eukaryota, Metazoa, Chordata, Mammalia, Carnivora, Felidae. The record is from RefSeq and is a predicted model, not a curated record.
GCGGGGCCCGGGAGCGAAGCAGCCUGGCAACGGCGGUGGCGCCCGGAGCCCGAGAGUUUCCAGAAUGGCUUCUGCACCAACUUCUAAAUAUAAUUCACACUCCUUGGAGAAUGAGUCUAUUAAGAGGACUUCUAGGGAUGGAGUUAAUCGAGACCUCAGUGAGACUGUUCCUCGACUUCCAGGAGAAACUCGCAUCACUGACAAAGAAGUUAUUUACAUAUGUCCUUUCAAUGGCCCCAUUAAGGGAAGAGUUUACAUCACAAAUUAUCGUCUUUAUUUAAGAAGUUUGGAAACGGAUUCUGCUCUAAUACUUGAUGUUCCUCUGGGUGUGAUCUCCAGAAUUGAAAAAAUGGGAGGCGCGACAAGUAGAGGAGAAAAUUCCUAUGGUCUAGAUAUUACUUGUAAAGACAUGAGGAACCUGAGGUUUGCGCUGAAACAGGAAGGCCACAGCAGAAGGGAUAUGUUUGACAUUCUCACGAGAUACGCCUUUCCCCUGGCACACAGUCUGCCAAUAUUUGCAUUUCUAAAUGAAGAAAAGUUUAACGUGGAUGGAUGGACAGUUUAUAACCCAGUAGAAGAAUACAGAAGGCAGGGCUUGCCUAACCACCACUGGAGAAUCACUUUUAUCAAUAAGUGCUAUGAACUGUGUGACACCUACCCUGCUCUCUUGGUGGUUCCAUAUCGUGCCUCAGAUGAUGAUCUCAGGAGAGUCGCAACUUUUAGAUCCAGAAACCGAAUUCCAGUGCUGUCAUGGAUUCAUCCAGAAAACAAGACCGUCAUCGUGCGUUGCAGUCAGCCUCUUGUCGGUAUGAGUGGUAAACGGAAUAAGGAUGAUGAGAAGUAUCUCGAUGUUAUCAGGGAGACUAAUAGACAAAUUUCUAAACUCACAAUCUAUGAUGCAAGACCCAAUGUAAAUGCAGUGGCGAACAAGGCAACAGGAGGAGGAUAUGAAAGUGAUGAUGCAUAUCACAACGCUGAACUUUUCUUCUUAGACAUUCAUAACAUUCAUGUUAUGAGGGAAUCUUUAAAAAAAGUCAAAGACAUUGUUUAUCCUAAUGUGGAAGAAUCUCACUGGUUGUCCAGUUUGGAGUCUACUCACUGGUUAGAACACAUCAAGCUUGUUUUGACGGGAGCCAUUCAAGUAGCAGACAAAGUUUCUUCAGGGAAGAGCUCAGUGCUUGUGCACUGCAGUGAUGGAUGGGACAGAACUGCCCAGCUGACGUCCCUGGCCAUGCUGAUGUUGGACAGCUUCUACCGGAGCAUCGAAGGGUUUGAAAUACUGGUACAGAAAGAAUGGAUAAGUUUUGGACAUAAAUUUGCAUCUAGAAUAGGUCAUGGUGACAAAAACCAUGCCGAUGCUGACCGAUCUCCUAUUUUUCUCCAGUUUAUUGAUUGUGUAUGGCAAAUGUCAAAACAGUUCCCUACAGCUUUUGAAUUCAAUGAACGGUUUUUGAUUACAAUUUUGGAUCAUCUGUAUAGUUGCCGGUUUGGUACUUUCUUAUACAACUGUGAAUCUGCUCGAGAAAGACAGAAAGUUACAGAAAGAACAGUAUCUUUGUGGUCACUGAUAAACAGUAAUAAAGACAAAUUCAAAAACCCCUUCUAUACUAAAGAAAUCAAUCGAGUUUUAUAUCCAGUUGCCAGUAUGCGUCACUUGGAACUUUGGGUGAAUUACUACAUUAGAUGGAACCCCAGAAUCAAGCAACAACAGCCCAACCCAGUGGAACAGCGCUACGUGGAGCUCCUGGCCUUGCGUGACGAGUACAUCCAGCGGCUCGAGGAGUUGCAGCUCGCCGGCUCCGCCAAGCUCGCCGAGCCCUCCACCUCGCCAGCCGGCCCUUCGCCGAUGAUGCCCCAUGUGCACACCCACUUCUGA